CCCAAACACCGAGAUGCCCCCUUCGGCGCUGACCACGACCUUCAUACAAUCGACCUUCCUUAAUGCCAUUGCCAAUCUCCUCGCUCAGGUCAUAGAUCAGUACCACCGCGGUAAACCAUUCCACCUAAACCCCACCGCCCUCCUCCAAUUCCUCAUCUACGGCCUCCUCAGCGUCCUCCCCAACUUCCUGUGGCAACGGUUCCUCGAAUCCCGCUUCCCGGGGUUCCCCUCCUGGCGGCGGCGGUGGUGGUCGUCGGCCCUCACCACCACCACCACCACCAUUCCCGGGACAUCAUCCACCCCCACCACUACGAAGGCCGCACCACCGAAAGGGGAAGUAUGCAUCCCCAUCCCCGGCUUCAUCCCCAUCUUUCCCGAAAACACCACGACCAAAGCCAAAGACAAAGCCAAAGACCAAGACCCGAAAAGGCAAGCGGGGAGCAACGGAGUCCGCAACUUCCUCGCCAAGUUCCUGCUGGAUCAGACGGUGGGGUCGGUGAUGAAUAUCGUGCUGUUUGUGGUGUUGAUCAAUUUGUUGAAGGGGGUGGGUUGGGCGGCGUGUUGGGGGUUGGUGCGUGAGGACUUCCGGCCGAUCAUGAUGGCGCGGCUCAAGUAUCGGCCGCUUGUCUCGGUGCUCAUGUACACGGUGGUGCCGGUGGACCGGCGCGUGGUGUUUGGGAGUGCCUGUGGGGUGAUCUGGGGGGUGUAUUUGAGUUUGUAUGCGGUGGUAUAGCCAGUGUCAAAAUCUGGCGUCUUGGAUAUGGGCUGCAUAAUACUUUUUUGUUCCACAAUG
Messenger RNA from Aspergillus aculeatinus CBS 121060, 793 nucleotides. RefSeq lists its product as uncharacterized. The transcript has 4 exons. Lineage: Eukaryota; Fungi; Ascomycota; Eurotiomycetes; Eurotiales; Aspergillaceae. Gene Ontology annotation, cellular component: membrane; cytoplasm. The record is from RefSeq and is a predicted model, not a curated record. Bases 14 to 733 code for a protein of 239 amino acids.